Messenger RNA from Brassica rapa (field mustard), 1855 nucleotides. RefSeq lists its product as uncharacterized. The record is from RefSeq and is a predicted model, not a curated record. Lineage: Eukaryota; Viridiplantae; Streptophyta; Magnoliopsida; Brassicales; Brassicaceae.
AAAGUUUGUUUGGGACUUCGCGGACAUGUAGACGUAUUGGGAUAGUUCCUGACAAGAAAAGGAAGUUCCUUGACAACUCUUUCUCAACCUCCACGGCCAGCGUAAUCCCUUAUCAUCUUUAUCCCAUCUAAUGGGCCUAUAAACCAAUUUUAUUAUAUUUUAAAAGCCUUUUAGAUGUAUUUACGAUUAGCCUAUAGUCUAUAGACUAUGUUUGGGCUUUUAUUUUGCAAAUUUCCCUUAAAUGGUGCUAAAGGAAUAUACAUUUUCAAAAUGAAUUGUUAAUGAUAACAUUAUUCUUUUUUGCCUUUGGUAAAAUAUACAACUAUUUGAGAUGAAUAAAGUGAUUUUAAAGAUUCGACUCGAAUUUCUUAAGACUUUAAUGAAAAAUCCCUUUAAUAAACUCUUCAAUUGUAAACAUAUUUUAAAAAUUCCUCAACCAAAAAGUCCACCGUAAAUUCAAAACGCAUCAUUUUAAGUUGAAAAAUGUAUUUCGGUAGCUAUUUCGGAGGAAUACAGAAAGCCUUUAAUUUUAGGGCAUUUUGUCAAAAUUUCCCUUUUUACAGUUCAGUUACACAUAUACACAUGCACAUAUAAUAAAAUUUGAAACUGUGUAAAAUAGUGAAUUCACAGAAGUAAUAUAUAUGAGUCAAUGACUGCUUAAGCCCUCUCCAUCAAUCUUUUGAUGUUUCUUGGAAAAGAUGGAAGUGUAUCCCACUUGAUCUUCUCACAAAUAAAACAUGUUUUUUACCUAAGUACAUCUCUCCUUCCACUAACACAUCGAAAAGAAUCUCUUUAGUUGUCUCUCUUUAUGAAAAGAAAAGAAAGAAAAACAACAAAGAUCAAUAUUCUCAAUUUAGAACUUUGGUUUCAUACCCAUUAGUCUUAUUCGUUUCAUUACCUGUCACUUUUGUAUGAUACAUUAAUUAGUAACUUUAUUCAAGCCACGAAAUGCUUCUAUUAAUUCAUUACCCCUCAUCUCACAUGGAAUGAAGCAUAUUCACAUUUCUUGUUCCACAUGUACCUUCACAAUAACCCUCUUUGAUCUCUAAUCUCCAAAGUAACUGACAACUUCAACAUCUUCUUGAUUUGUUUCUACGAACCAAACAUAAACCCAAACCCUAAGAGAGAAAAUGGGAGACCAAGGAGCACAACAAAUGCAACAGCCUGUCGUUGUGUAUCCAAACGCAUACACUACACAAAAUUCAUAUCCAUCUUCUUCGUCCUCACCAGCUUCUUCUUCCUAUGGCUCACGCGGUUCCUUUGCGACGGUUUUCAUAGUAGUAGCCGUGAUACUUGUCUUGUCGGCUGUGGCUUGUAUCUUUGGGAGGCUAUGCAACCGCAUAAGCCGUGGGGCCAAGCAACAUCAUAGCAAACAGCCAAGGCGCGAGAAAGGGCCAUCUACGAAGAGCCAUGAGAUUCGGCCUGUGGAGUUUGAGCCGAGGGAGAGAGGUGAUUUGGAAUUUGGUGUGGAUAUGAAACAUCAUAGGGAAAUUGAGAACCCCUAUGGAAGAGAGUUUGAGCCGAGGGAGAGAGGUGAUUUGGAGUUUGGUGUGGAUAUGAAACAUCAUAGGGAAAUUGAGAAACCCUAUGGAAGAGAUUACGAAGAUGACAUGGAACUCGGAUUUGAUAACAAGAGAGGAGAAAGAGGCGGAGGAGGUCCACCUCAACAUGGAGUGAGGUUCAAGUUACCUGAAAAUGAAGACGGUCUUCAUGGUAAAGGUGAAAUCAGACAUGGAGGUCCAGAUUUCGAGUUCCGACCAGGACACUAAUUAUUUUGAGUUGUCUAAGAACAAAACACUUUAUGUUUAUGUCUUAUUUGCUGCCCUUUCUAUUAUUGGUUUCUUUUGUGCUUUUC